AUGUCGGCAGACGCGUUCAAAGAUCAAAACGAGAAGGAGAAAGCACGGAAAUUGCGCCCUUCGGUACCGUUAUAUCGCCCAAAGAUGCUACGGACAGCAACUACGGAUAAAGCUGCGAGCAGGGAGCCGACCAGGCAGCAGCAGCAGCAGCAGCCGGCAGCCACAUCAUACCCACCGAAGAACGGUUGGCAUUUUUUUUUUUGGAUGAGAGGGAGGGGGAGGGGAAUUUAA
Molecule: messenger RNA, 231 nt
Organism: Gongylonema pulchrum
Lineage: Eukaryota; Metazoa; Nematoda; Chromadorea; Rhabditida; Gongylonematidae
Source: the annotation of a GenBank genome assembly